UUUCUUUUCAAACUCUCCCUCUUGACACUGAUUACCCAAUCAUCGCCUUUGCUUAAAAAAACACAGCUACAGACAAAUAAAGUUUGUCAUGCAAUCAAGUGUGGGUUUAUUCUGAAGGUUUGGCUGCAUAUGCGUCGUCAACUCAACAUCAACACCAACACCAACACCUUAUUGGAGGCAUGAAAAUAGCUUCAUUCAAUGUUCGGAGGUUUGGACAGGCAAAAGUCUCACGUCCAGAUGUUCUGUCGACUCUUGUCAAGAUUGUGUCUCAAUAUGACAUUAUACUGAUCCUGGAGGUCAUGGAUGUGACCGGAAGAUCUGUUAAAGUGUUCUUGGAUGAACUGAACAAGGUCAACACAACCCAUCACUAUGCACUGCAGAUCAGUACCCGCCUGGGAAGGACCAAAUACAAGGAACAGUUUCUGUUUCUAUACAGGGAUGAUGUGGUCGACCUGAUAGACAGCUAUCAAUACGAAGACAACCAGGUGAACAACAAGGACGCUUUUGCCAGAGAGCCAUAUAUUCUCCACUUCAAACCACACAACACAGUGCUGAACGAUAUAGUGCUGAUCCCGGUCCACACCACGCCAUCGGACUCAGAGAAAGAGCUAGAUGAGCUGUAUGAGGUCUUCCUGACGGUCAGAGACAAGUGGAAAACUGAUAACAUUAUGAUCCUGGGGGAUUUCAACGCAGAUGGUGCCUAUGUCACACGUAAAGAAAUGAAGGAGAUCCGUAUUCGCAGCGACAAGAAUUUCCACUGGCUGAUUGGUGAUGACGUGGACACCACUGCAAAUACAUCAAAUGACCACACCUACGACAGGAUUGUUGUGUAUGGAGACAACAUGCUGGCAGCCAUGGUGCCAAACUCAGCCAAGCCAUUCAAUUUCCAGCAAGAGUUUGCCAUGACAGAGGAAAUGGCCCUUAGAGUGAGCGAUCACUACCCUGUUGAGGUAGAAUUACGCAGCGCUCCUCCCUUCUGGAUGAAGAGGAGCAACCACAGUUGUGACGUUGUUGAUACCCACCAAGCAUCAGUUAACAGAAAUGUCACAGAGAAUUUGCAGGUUGAUGUGCUGAAACUUCAGAAGGAAAAUCUCCUGCUGGAGCGAGAAAAACUUCAACUUCAGAUCUUCUUAUUAAAACAACGACUUGCUAGUAUGCAACUCAAAUAAUGACUUGUAGAUGUCAGUGCUUCUGUUUCGGCUAAACUGUUUUUGUUUUUUAUGAUCAUUUGUGUGUACAAUUGAUAAAUAAUGGUUUGUUUUGUGUGUUUUUAAUUACACUGAUAAGAAGCAGCAUGGCCCAUGUA
Lates calcarifer (barramundi perch) is the source of this 1306-nucleotide messenger RNA. Its product is annotated as deoxyribonuclease-1. Gene Ontology annotation, molecular function: DNA nuclease activity. The transcript has 10 exons. Lineage: Eukaryota; Metazoa; Chordata; Actinopteri; Centropomidae. Gene Ontology annotation, cellular component: nucleus. The record is from RefSeq and is a predicted model, not a curated record. Gene Ontology annotation, biological process: DNA catabolic process. Bases 180 to 1169 code for a protein of 329 amino acids.